AGAGAGUCUGGGCAUCCUGUCAGCAGUGGAGAACCGAGAGGAAUGUUUGGAUUGGGUGGAUUGUGACAGAGCUGGAAGAGCAGGAGGAACACGCAGAGUUAAAGAGGACCGUCCCACUCAGUGGGGGCUGGGGAGGGAAGCAGGGCCCUGAUUGGCUGGUGCUUUUUUCGCUGGUGGUGGAAAACGUGAUCCAGUCUGCUGCAACACUGCAGAGGGGACUGCAAAGAGAGAGAGAGAGAGCACAGUGUAUACAGCAUCAGCUCUGCGAGAGUCAGGCACACAGACAGAGAGAAGAGACUGAGACCUAAAAAUAACUGCAGAGCAAAGAUGGUUCGACUGAGAGAGAGAUUGAAGAACUGAGAGGAACAUUAACGGCACAGAAAGAGAGGCAUCCAUCAGAACAGCACAGGGGAGAGAGACAGACAGGAGAGAGAAAGGAGAGACCAGGACUGAGAAACACAUCAUAUAAAACCAAGGGAGAAAGAGAAGGAGAUUCAUCACAGACAGGAAAUCCAUUCCAGGAAGAUUCCAGAUUUACUGCUCGUCUGUCUUUGUGAUCUGGGUUUCUGUGGCACCUUUCUCAGCUCAGAGGUGCACCUGUGUGAGGUGGGGAGGGCCUCGGACUCCUCUGUCCGCCUUCGUGGGGGUCUCUCUGACCUCCACAUGCACCCUCGACCCACCUCUCAAGCUCACAGCCUGGGAAACUUUGCAGAAAGGGGAAGCUUCACUUCAAGACUGCCAGUUUCCUGUCACUGCCUCUGAGCCUCAGUGAUACAGCCCUGCACGCCUCCCCUGUCAGCAGGCAUUUCUCUAAACGCUGCCCGGGGACUCAUACACCACACUGUAGCUAUCAAUAGGAUGUGCUUUAUCAAGCCUGAGAGACCAAAUCAGCGCGAAUGAUCCAGAUUAGAGUCAAAACCCAACUGAAGCGAGUUUCAGCAGCAGCUGCUAUGGUUUUUUUGACGGAGCAGCAUGUGUGUGUUUAAGCCUUCAGUUGUUUGUGACGCCCCGGUGCAGUGAAUCAGUGAAUGUUUGGGUUCAUUUGAACUGCAGGAGAUGACAGAGAAUCACUUUAUUUAUUUAGACAUCCAUUGUGAACAGGGGCAGAGGUGAGGUGGCCUCUGUCUCUACAGCUGCUUCUCACACAGGAGCUUUAACAGCAGAGAACCCAGUCUGAUAUUCCCAGGCUAUCACACCUCCACUCCACCAGGGGCAGCACCUUCCCAGAGCUGGGGUCGUAGGGAGUCCCACAAGACCUCACAGGCAGGGGAGACCUCCACACCAGGAGGAGGCAGCGUUGGGGAUCUCUAUGGCUCAGGGGGACAGUGAGGGGGAGGACGCUACCCAGGAUUUUAUAAAGCGUAAAAAACCCAAACAAGGGAACACACGUUGAAUACCCUGCCGCUCUGCUUGCCUCUCCAUCACCCUCUAGUGACCACACUAGAAAUCUACAACAGCUCAAAGCACCGCUGUCCUGCAGCACUCAGAGAGGCUCUUCAGACUUCAUUACGGUUCAAAGUAUACUUUCAUAAUUCCUGAAAAACAGUGGGAUACCACGAGACUGCCCCACCCAAGCGCCUGAGGGAGAGGCAGACUUGCUUUUAAGGGUGAUUCUUAUCACCCCCGAAUUCACACCCUCCCACAACAGGAAUAUCCAGUCCCAUCCCCGCUGAGGGUCUCAGCUGCGUCAAGCAGGGUCUGGCCAGUCAGGGGCUGAGCGGACAGGGGAAGCUGUGAGGGGGAGCUGGGCUUUUGCAAGAAGAUAAAGAACUGUUCCAGCAAGCAACACUGUAAAAUUCACUCAAGUAAGAUAUAUAUGUGUAUAUAAAUGUAUGUGUGUUUGUAUGCAGUAUUUAGAAGUACACUGCGCUGGAAUGUUACAGUAAGUGUUUAAUUAGGAGUUACAGAUCAUUUGCUGCUGAAUCUACAUCUGUAACCUUGCACUGGAAUUAACAGCUAAAUUACAGACUGAUUUGUUCUAGACUGUAUUCACUCAACUCAGUGAAGAAACCAACAAGACUUCCUUCAGGUUCCCUGGAGACAAGACUGCUGCUCUCUGGAGAGACAGGGUUACUGCGCUUUUAUUAUGUGCUUUAAAUACUGCAGGCUUCAGACAAAGUAAAGCUUCUUACUGAUUGACUGGCGGGCUCCAGGGAGCUUUGGAAAGCCUGGAGGCCACGCAUACAUAGAAAGCGGCAGGUUUUUUUGUUCUAGAAAGAAUUCUGUAUCCAAACUGUAUUUGGUGCAAACAUAAGGACUAUAACUGGAUAUACUGCCCCCCUACUGGGCUAACUGGAAUUACAACUGGCAGGUGUUUGCUGAGCCCAGACUAAGGAGGCAGUUUCCCUGAGAUCUGUAUUAACCCCUGGGCUUGGUGGAAGUACAGAGCAGCGAGUUAGUACUGGGGGGGGGGGGGCGCGCUGGUCACGGUAAUGAUGGAUGCUGCGUCUAAACCAAGGUCCCAGUGGGACGGCUAACUUUGACGGCUCUGCGGACACACUGACCAGACAAGCGCAUGUCCUGCCUGAGGCUCCAGCCUGCGUCUAUCCCCAUGGACACCGUGAAGAUCAUCCAGUCGGAGAAGUUCCCCCCCCUGCGGCGCGAGCCCCCCCGGGCCGCCUGGCCGUCCGAGUCCGAGGUGAUCGUGAACCAGGGGUGCGGAGAGCUGGCACUGGACGGAGUGGGUGCGGGCGCGGGGGGGACCCCGCCAGCCCCCUCCCGGAGAGAGAGGGUCGGGUAUCUCAGCCAGCGCAAGCCCAGCGGUGCGGAGCUCUGCUUCCACAACCAGUUCCACUGCAAGGCGGCAGACGACGUGAUCGUGAACCAGUACGUGCUGCGCUCAGCCUCGGGCACGCCCUGCGAGCCGCUGGAGUGCCCCACCUGCGGGCACACCUACAACCUGACGGGCAAGCGGCCGCGCAUCCUGUCCUGCCUGCACUCGGUGUGCGAGGAGUGCCUGCAGAUCCUCUAUGAGUCCUGCCCCAAGUACAAGUUCAUCUCCUGCCCGACCUGCCGGCGUGAGACCGUGCUCUUCACUGACUACGGGCUGGCCGCGCUCGCCGUCAACACCAGCAUCCUGAACCGGCUGCCAGCCGAGGGGGGGCUGGGGCCCUCCAACCCAGUGCAGUGGGGGGGCGACUCGGACCGCAGCUGCUACCAGACCGUACGCCAGUACUGCCAGUCUGCAUGCACCUGCCAGCUCGCCAACCCGCUGUCUUCCUGCGCCAUCAUGUAGCCGCCCAGCCUGGGACAGUGCAGACACACACAGCAGAUAUAUCUAUAUAUUUAAUAGCACUGUAAACAAAUAGAGUUAUUAUAUGGACAGAAGUAACAAGGGAGCGAUAACUUAAAGGACUGUCCAAUAAAUGUAUUUUGUGUA
This is a messenger RNA of Polyodon spathula (Mississippi paddlefish), 3379 nucleotides long. It is a transcript of the gene rnf208, whose product is annotated as ring finger protein 208. The record is from RefSeq and is a predicted model, not a curated record. Gene Ontology annotation, biological process: protein ubiquitination. Bases 2516 to 3235 code for a protein of 239 amino acids. NCBI's taxonomy places the organism in Eukaryota, Metazoa, Chordata, Actinopteri, Acipenseriformes, Polyodontidae. Gene Ontology annotation, molecular function: ubiquitin protein ligase activity. The transcript has 2 exons.